Bacidia gigantensis is the source of this 1200-nucleotide messenger RNA. RefSeq lists its product as uncharacterized. Bases 1 to 1200 code for a protein of 399 amino acids. Lineage: Eukaryota; Fungi; Ascomycota; Lecanoromycetes; Lecanorales; Ramalinaceae. The transcript has a single exon. The record is from RefSeq and is a predicted model, not a curated record.
AUGGCGCAAGCUUAUCAACCACCUGACCCUCAAGAUAUGAUAUCACCUUUUGCCAUGCCUCCUCCGCAGUGCGAGACCAUCCCUCAAGGUCAUUCGGGACAGUUUGCAAAAUCUCAGAUUUUGCGUCGGCUCUCCACGAAGUCGAACACCUCAUCGAAUAGCAGCAGGAGAACAUCAGCAAGAAUUGUAAAAAUUGGAGGAGUGGGAAAUAGCCCGCAUAACGUACAAAGGAGGAGAACUACGGCAGCCCACCGGAUGGGCGACUUCACACGGAGUAUUCAUGACAAUCCGUAUCUGACGCGGGAGCAUCGACUGUGGAACUACCAUCAGGCUCGGCAAACUCCCGAAGAUGUCAGACCUUUCAGCUGGCACCCUGGAUACGAAGGCUCGCAUUACUCCCAAGAGCCAAUCCACACAAAUGAGUUGGCAAUGGGAAACACAAUAGCGGGAUUGGAGAGCCUAGCUGUCACCAAUACGCCGCCUUCGGUUGAAGAUUCGAUCCACAACGCUUUUACGAUGGGUUACGGGUUUCCUGUGGGCAUGGCCACGCAGCAGAAUACACAUCAGCUUGGUUCUCAUCUGGAUUGCAGACCAGCCCCGUGCAAUAUAACUUAUCCACAGCCUUUUAGUCAGGACAUUCGUCAUGGUGACUGUUCGACUUCUCAGUGGCACUAUCCCUACAAUCCCACACCGUACGACAACCCUACUUUCGCUGGUCCGGCAGUAGCUCCACAACAAUUCUCCAGCGGUGGUAGCCAUGUCCAUCACAAGGCACAGCCAGCUCAGGUGGAGGACGAGGGUGAAGAGUUAGUUGGCAUAGGGCUUUACGACAAGGGAGACGUCGUUUCCCCGAUCUUCAACCCGGCUGUACCCAAGGUGUCACAACAGAUCAAAGUAGGCAAGGACCUCAAACUCGAGGAAACCUGGCAACCUCCCGAAAAUGUUGAUGACGACGAUGAUUCUAGCGUGGAAGGUGAGGAGGUUGACGAGCUUCAAUGCAUUGCUCCUGUCGCUGGCGAGCCCCAACACACAUGCUUUCCUUCUUAUGGCGACUUAUCCAAUCAAACCUUCUUCUUGGACGACAAUGAUGACGCGUACGUCAACAACGAUCAGUACCCCGACUACCUGGGCCUGGAUUAUAACAGUGGAUUGCAGGCGAAACCGCAGCCUACCGAAUCAGGCAACAUCUUCUGGUUUUGA